UUGGAUAAAGGCAUACAACUCCUGUAUGUAUAGGCAGAGCAAGGUGAGGAGACAAUGUCACUCUACCUUCAUCCCUGUAAGGCUUUACUGUCUCACAAUAUCUUCUGCUUUGAAUCUACCCAAAACAAAGCUAUUUCAAGCUCUUAUUUAUGCUCAAUUGCUAAAACUAACACUUCAAGAACUCAUAGUUCAGUUCAUGGGCAUUGUAGAAAUUUGAUUGUUAGUGAGAAUUUGCCUGUUUUGAGAAGUACCCAUGUUUCUUUUAGCUCAAAAGAUGAAAUCUUUACUGAGUUACCAACCACCCAUUUUGGUGAAGAGGGUGGAAAUGAGAAUGUUGAGGAGGUUGAAGAGCUUGAAUUGUUGGAUAAGCCAUUUGUGAAGAAUGUUAGUAAUGGGUCUGUUGUUGAAGUUGAGCAACCCGAGUUGCGUAAUUUGGAUGAAGAAGAGGUGUUGGAGCCUUUCCUGAAGUUUUUUAAGCCUAGGGAAUUGGGGGAGGAAGUUUAUGAUUCAGAAGAGAGUGAUUUUGAAGAGGAGGAAGUGGAGAAGGUUUCGGUUGAGUAUUACGAGCCUAAGGCUGGUGAUUUUGUUGUCGGUGUGGUGGUUUCGGGUAAUGAGAAUAAACUUGAUGUUAAUAUCGGGGCUGAUUUAUUGGGUACAAUGCUUAAGAAGGAAGUGCUUCCCUUGUAUCACAAGGAGAUGGAGUACUUGUUAUGUGAUACUAAUAAGGAUGCUGAGGAGUUUAUGGUUCGAGGGAAAAUGGGGAUUGCAAAAAAUGAUGAGGCAAUGGGUGGUGAGUCGGCUCCUGGAAGGCCUGUUGUGGAGCCUGGAACUAUUUUGUUUGCCGAGGUUCUCGGAAGAACACUUAGUGGUAGGCCGUUGCUCUCUACCAGAAGGCUGUUUAGUCGCCUCGCUUGGCAUCGCGUGAGGCAGAUUAAGCAGCUGAAUGAGCCUAUAGAGGUUAAAAUUACCGAGUGGAACACUGGUGGUCUGCUUACAAGAAUUGAGGGUUUACGCGCUUUUCUCCCUAAAACAGAGUUGAUAAAUAGGACAAACAAAUAUACUCAGCUAAAAGAUAAUGUGGGACAGAAGAUACAUGUGCUGGUUACUAGGAUAAAUGAAGCUACCAAUGACUUAAUUAUUAGCGAGAAGGAAGCAUGGACAAUGUUGCAUCUUCAAGAGGGAACACUUCUAGAGGGAACAGUAAAUAAGAUUUUCCCAUAUGGUGCUCAAGUAAGGAUAGGCGAGACUAACAGAAGCGGAUUACUGCAUAUAUCAAGCAUCAGUCGAGCUCGAGUUGCUUCAGUGAGUGACUUGUUAGCAGUUGGCGAGAAGGUCAGAGUUUUGGUUGUAAAGUCGACAUUCCCUGACAAAAUUUCUCUCAGUAUUGCUCAACUUGAAAGUGAACCUGGCUUAUUUAUGUCGGAUAAAGAGAGAGUAUUUUCGGAGGCUGAAGAAAUGGCAAAGAAGUACAGGCAGAAGAUGCCCACUACUGCUUCAGUAGCAAGGAAGCCAGAUCAGUUUCCAGCUGACACCUUAUCAUAUGAAGAUGAGGAAAAAUUAUACUCAAAUUGGAAAUGGUUCAAAUUCGAAAUGGAUAACGAACCAGAAUGACCUAGCAAUCCCAAAUUAAAUCAGAGGACAUUAUUGUCAAAGAAGAAAAAAAUGAAGCCAACUCCAAUAGACCUCUAUCCUGCGCAGAAAUGAUCAUGGACAGGUAUUAUCAGUCUGUUGGGCGAGCAUCAUGCCAUCAUCCAUCAAUUUAAAUUUUGCAAAGUCAUUAAUGGUCAAUGGUAGUUAUGUAGAGACGAUUCUCCAAUUUUUGGUGGCUACUGGCUAGAUAGAUGUAAAUGUGCAGUAGCAUGUAUUUAGACAAUACUUUAUGGAUUGAUGAUGUAUAUGUCGCUGUCAGUCAUUGAUAUGAAUCAAAUAUGUUAUGCUCUAGUUA
Messenger RNA from Daucus carota subsp. sativus, 1945 nucleotides. RefSeq names its product protein PIGMENT DEFECTIVE 338, chloroplastic. The record is from RefSeq and is a predicted model, not a curated record. Gene Ontology annotation, molecular function: RNA binding. Gene Ontology annotation, biological process: RNA stabilization. The transcript is spliced from 8 exons. NCBI's taxonomy places the organism in Eukaryota, Viridiplantae, Streptophyta, Magnoliopsida, Apiales, Apiaceae. The coding region runs from base 55 to 1611 and encodes 518 amino acids.